Messenger RNA from Heterostelium album PN500, 1740 nucleotides. RefSeq lists its product as uncharacterized. The transcript is spliced from 3 exons. The record is from RefSeq and is a predicted model, not a curated record. The coding region runs from base 1 to 1740 and encodes 579 amino acids. NCBI's taxonomy places the organism in Eukaryota, Evosea, Eumycetozoa, Acytosteliales, Acytosteliaceae.
AUGAAAUAUUCAGAUUUUAUAGGAUUGACUCAAGAACAACAAAGAGUUGAGACAGAUAAUCUAUUUGGUAGAUUCCCAAUAGCUUCGAGAAAUAAUGACAUAAACAGAUUAAUAACAACUCUUAAUACAACAGAAGCUAUGAUCAAUAAUACUAAUCAUAUUAUUCAUAUGUUAAAAAAAUACUUCGACACCACAAUAAAACUUCACACUGACAUAUAUAACCAAUUUUGUAGAAUAGAGUCUUUUAUAACUGGUAUGCAUUUCAACCUACAAGACUAUAUUUCCCUAACAAAUAAACUAGUUACAGCGCAUAGGGAAAUGGUUAGUAGGCCAUCGGUUGUUAGUUCAGAGAGAAUAAAAUUAAUAAAAACACUUACGAAAGAAUUAUCUGAAAAAGGAAUCAUUCGUCCAACCCCUCUUUUAAUGAAGAUAAUAUGUUUCCGAACUGGAAAUAAUAAAACUAAUUUAAAAAGAGAGUACCUUCAAACAACAGUUCGUUCAAUGAGGAGUCACCCAAAUUAUAUAAAUAAUGAUUUUGUUAGAGACAAUUCAGAAACUAUAUUGACAAUGGAUGAUAUGGACACUAUUUUAGAUACAUAUCUUAGAGAUUUAAAAACAAAAGUUAGAAAUGGUUUUACAUCAAAUACAAAUACUUAUAUUCGAAGAGAAAAUUAUUUUGUAGAUAAUGGUGGACAAUUAUUUAUUGUUGUAAAUGGAAAUCAUAUUGCAGCAGUAAAUUUAACAACAGCCCAUAUAGCGAAUGAAAUAAAGAAAUUUUUCUGUAUUGUCAAAGAACCUAAUGCCUUUCAAAUAAUAGAAGACGAAAAUCUCCGUACAGAAUACAUGGAAAUUUUUGCCAAUGUAGCGGAAUUCAUAUUAUAUUUAAUGAAUGGCACCGCUGAACAAGGACAACAAGCAGCUACACCAGCACAGCAACCAGCAACACCAGCACAGCAACCAGCAACACCAGUACAACAACUAGUAAGACAAACAGCUCGACGACAAGCAAGACCAGCACGAGAACAACCACCAAGACCAGCACGACAACUACCACCAACAACAGAACAACUGUUACAAACACAAUUACAAUCACACCCACCACAAUCACCAUUGCACACACCAAUACAAUCACCAAAUUACUUUAUUUACAGCCCAUCCUACCAACAAUCACCAUCACAAGUACGAUCACCAAAUAAUUAUAGUCAAAGUCUAUUCUACCAACCACAAACUACACAACCACAAGCCAACCAACAACUACCACCAACAACAGACCUACAAUCACAACGACCAAUACAAAUACAAUCACCAAAUAGCUAUAGUCACAGUCCAUUCUACCAACCACAAACUACAACACCAGCUCUCCAACAAUCUCUACAACUUUCUCACCAACACCAACAUCAAAGUGGUGAGCAAAAUAAUAAUAAUCUUAUACCUCCCCACAACAUCUUUGGAAGCAACACAAAUAUCAAUACUCCAACUUUUAAUGAUAUUUCGAUAGUUAGAGAUUUAGAUAUAGGUAUCAGAAUGAACCUAGAUGAAGCACCAAAUUCAUCCCAACGAACCCAAUCGCCACCCGUAUCACCAGUUAUACCGGUACCUUUUGAAACACCUAUGCUACCAACUGGAUCAUCGUUAUUUAGGAAUCAUCAGUCUCAGACCAUUUCACCAACACCAUACUCACCCUAUGCCCCAAGAUACUCAAAUCAAUUUAAUAAUAGCUAUAGUUAUUAUAAUCAAUAA